AUGGGCGUUCAGGUAACGUCGCGACGGAGGAGCCGGCCGAAUAACUCCUUCGGGUAGAUAACGUCGGCAGUCCAGUUGUGAAGGCCCGGUGGGGCUCCGCGAAGGCAGUAAAACGGGUCCGGAUAGGUGACUGCAGCCCAGGUGUGAUUGAUGGAACUCAGGAGUGAUUGACGGAGCUUGCUAGCUCCGGAAUAAUUGAUGUUUGCUCCGGAAUCGACGAAGGCCGAUGGUCACACGGAUAGCAGCUAGCUAGCUGUGAGAUCCGGGUAUGAAUGUCCAGGGACAUGGAGAGAAAAAUUGGUCCGGUAUGUUCCGUUCCGAGCCGCGCUGCGCCGUACAGAACUGGCGAUAGAUUUUCGAGCUAAAGGAUAGCUGAUGACCACAAACCGUGGUUAGCUGAAUAUUAACGAUUUGCCAGUAAAGGAGCUAACUAGCUUCUGAACUAGCUUCUGGAUUAGCUUCUGGCUAGUUUCAGGCUAGCUUCUUGGAGUUUCUGGCUAGCUUCUUGGAGGAUUACAGAUCUGAGGGGAAUUGACAGAGGACAGCACCAUGUGGAGGAGCCUGUCCAAAUAUGUCUGUGUCUUCUUCCUGCUGGCCCUGUCAGGCCUAUUUUUCCUGAUAAACAACAUCAACGUUCUGGAGAAUCUGAACUGCCAAACAGUGUCAACAUUAUACCAGCUCCAGAGCAGCAUCCACACAGCUUUCUUUUCAGAGGCCCCUUUUCCUCUGGACCGCAACCAUAGCUACUGUGGCCUCCUGGGCCAGGAGCCCUCACCCGAGGAGGCUCUGGAAGAGCGUUACCUCCUGGAGUCCAUCGCCUGGCCAGAGCCUAUGCACCAUUCUGAGAGUGUGUCCCUGGACCACACCAGUGAUCCUGCACACAGCUUUUUUGUGAUCCUGCCAGCAAGGGGCAGGAGUGAGUGGUAUGUGGGAGACCAGCUGGAGGUUUUUGUCCAGAUGUACGAUUUUCAGGGGCAUCCCAAGAGCCAUGGUGGAGACUUCUUGCUGGCCCGACUGCACUCCUCUGAAUUGGAGGCAGGCGUAGCAGGACAGGUGCUGGACCACAGGAAUGGGACCUACUCCGCCAUUUUCUCAUUACUAUGGCAAGGUUCUGCACAGGUGGAGAUGACACUGGUUCAUCCAAGUGAGGCAGUUCAUGUUCUACGACGGUUACGAGAGGAACGGCCCGACCGGGUUUUCUUUAAGAGUCUCUUCCGCUCUGGAAAACUGUCCCAGACAACUGUAUGUAACUUGUGUCUGCCAACAAGCCAGAAGCCGCUGUGCAAUUACACAGACGCCCACACGGAGGAGCCCUGGUACUGCUACAAGCCCAAGCUGCUGAGUUGUGACACACGGAUCAACCAUGCAAAGGGAGGCUAUGUGAAAGGUCUGCUCACCAACAAAGAGGCAUUGCUCUUCCAGAGUGGUGUAAACAUCAAAGUUCACAUUCAUCCUUCAGGGUCUGACAGUGUCACUGUGCUGCCUGAGAAAAAAGACAAAGCAGACAUGGAGAGAAGCAGCAUGAAGAUGGAACCUACCAGAAUCACUCCUUCCGGGUAUUACUUCCAAGGGUCAUGGCGAGCGCUGACUGGUGGUGUAAUACGCCAGUUUAACGACUCGUCUGCCAUUACUCAGUGUCUGAAGGGCAAGGUGGUGUACAUGUACGGAGACUCUACUGCCAGACAGUGGUUUGAGUACCUCAACGACUUAUUACCAGAGCUGAAGCAGUUUGACCUUCACAGUCCUAAGAAUGUGGGGCCCAACAUGGCGGUGGACAGCACCCAUAAUAUCCUUCUGAGGUACCGUUGUCACGGUCCUCCAAUCCGCUUCACCAAUGUCAUUGCCAGUGAGAUACGCUAUGUAGCUAACGAACUGGAUGGCCUGACUGGUGGGUCGAACACUGUGGUGUUUAUUAGCAUAUGGUCCCAUUUCAGCACCUUCCCUGUGCAAGUCUACAUUCGCCGACUACGCCACAUUCGGCGGGCGAUGGUGCGGCUUCUGGACCGGGCUCCGGGGACCAUGGUGGUGUUGCGUUCAGCCAACCUCCAGGCCCUGGACCCGGAGGUGAGCCUGUACAAUAGUGACUGGUACUCAUUGCAGCUGGACUGGGUGCUCAGGGCCAUGUUCAGGGGUCUGGAUAUCUUGCUGAUAGACGCCUGGGAGAUGACCCUUGGCCACCACCUUCCCCAUGCCCUCCACCCUCCCCCCAUCAUCAUAAAGAACAUGAUAGAUAUUAUCCUCUCUCGUAUCUGCCCAUGAAGAGCUAACAGAUUCUGGGUUGGAUUCUGUAUCGCUUAAAUAUCACGGAAGAUCCACGUAAGAAUGUUGCGUUCAUUUCCGAUUUAUCUCACAUAUGCAGUGUUUAUUGUGAAUGCAGUCUCCGCAACCGCGGGAACAUUGCCGUUAAUUGUCAGUCCUGCUAUAAAGCAGUUCUACAGCGCUAUGGAUUGAAUAGAGCCCUGAGUGAAAUGAUAUGUCAGAUUUCUCCAUUAGUCAACAUAUACAUAUUAAAAAAUGCCUGGCAAUUCAAAUUUGACCUACCGAACAUUCUGUUGAUUUAUCUGUUUCCAUGUCAGGCUUGAAUGUUACUCUCUCAAAAUGUGGCUUGGAAUGUAAAAAAUGACCUGCACAUUUGUCUGUGAAGAUUUGCCAUAUUCUCAACUCCAGAGCAUUUAACCAAACUGAAAUGAUCAAACAUAUAACUAAGAGGGAAAUCACACAAACGAAUAGGUGCGUAGCCUGAGAAACAAUAGAACACAAACUUCCAGACACAUAAACACAAAAGUGUACAUGUGCGCACACACAGACACAAACACACACAAUAAUAAUAAUAAUAAUGUAAUGGGAAUUUUUAUGUUUGUGCUUUUCUUAAAACUAAUUUUGGUCUUCUAUUCAUGUGCUGUUCUAAUAACCAAUUUCUGUGUUCAUGCAAGUCGCUGACUGUACAAAUUCUCACUAUCAGUAGCUGCAAUUUGGCAGUACGCCCAGACCAUGGUUUGAGAACGAACAAAAGAUAUCUCAGUUUUAAGGUCUCAGCUUAGAGAGAAAGAAGCCUCUUGAGGUAUUGGUCGGUCACAUGAAAGAAACAAAACGGUAAUAAUUAAUUGUGCUAAAUCAUGCAAAUAUAACUUGUCUGUGUACAGUCGUAUAUACGACAACUGCUGUGUUUGCCCAGGCAGAGCUCCUGAUUGACAUGUGUACAAUGGUGCAUUGAGUUGGUUGGAACCUCUCCAGCACACUGACAAUAAACAAUGAUUCAUUUAAGAUUGA
This is a messenger RNA of Oncorhynchus kisutch (coho salmon), 3270 nucleotides long. Its product is annotated as NXPE family member 3. The record is from RefSeq and is a predicted model, not a curated record. Lineage: Eukaryota; Metazoa; Chordata; Actinopteri; Salmoniformes; Salmonidae. Bases 550 to 2259 code for a protein of 569 amino acids. The transcript has 6 exons.